AUGUUCAAACGCUUCUUUCAUACAGGACUUCGCCUUGCUGAACAGAGUACUCCCUCUGGAUCACCACUCUUCUCAAAACCCUUGAAACCCUUGUCAGAAAGGGCUGCUCUUGCAGAGAAUCCAUACUUUCGUGAACUACCUCCUAACGUAGCAGCAGUUUACUUGAGUCCUUUGAAAUGGAAAGCCUCUGAAAAUGACGAUUUGGUUGCUACACUAAGAAUAAAAAGUUACGAAACGAAUGAGUUGGACUUUUACUCUGAUUUCAUUUGCCGUGCCGCUUAUUACAUGAAAAUUCCAAUGCGUGGCCCUCGACCUUUGCCCAAGAGGGUUGAGAGCUGGACCCUUUUAAGAUCCCCAUUUGUGCACAAAGGAUCACAAGAAAAUUUUGAACGAAUUACCCAUACCCGCCUUUUCAAGCUGUAUAACAUAAACCCUUUUCAACUUGAAACCUUUUUAGCGUAUGUGAGAAAAAACAACAUGCCGUCUUUGACUCUUGAGGCCAAGUUGGUUGAAUACGAGGAUUUGGAAGUUGCUGCUCGUAUACGGUCUCUGCUUCCAGCAGAAGAGCAAGGCGCCUGGAAAGACACUAAGGAUCUUGACCGGAUUAAACUACAUGCAGAUGAGUUAUUACAGAGUGACCCUGUCUAUCAAAAUUUGAUGAAGGGAGACUCAAAGAAAAAGUAA
This is a messenger RNA of Schizosaccharomyces osmophilus, 684 nucleotides long. It is a transcript of the gene rsm10, whose product is annotated as mitochondrial ribosomal protein subunit S10. Gene Ontology annotation, biological process: translation. Bases 1 to 684 code for a protein of 227 amino acids. Gene Ontology annotation, molecular function: structural constituent of ribosome. Gene Ontology annotation, cellular component: small ribosomal subunit; mitochondrion; ribosome. NCBI's taxonomy places the organism in Eukaryota, Fungi, Ascomycota, Schizosaccharomycetes, Schizosaccharomycetales, Schizosaccharomycetaceae. The transcript has 2 exons. The record is from RefSeq and is a predicted model, not a curated record.